AACUCUCUUAACAAUAGGUCUUGUAAAUUUUCAAAUAUUUUUUAUUAAAUUGGCCAUUCUAUAAUGGCCCGAAAUGUAGCUGAUGCUGCUAAAAAGUUCCUCUUAUUAGGUCAAUGCGUUCCGACUGUUAAACAAAACGCUACUAAAAUUAGAGUUAAGAGGUUAGAAUUGGAUGAAAACCUUUUGAUGUAUUUUCGAAAAGACGAAUUUUAUUACUGCCAUGAUCCAGAAAAGAAAUGCAGAACAGGCGAUGUAGUUUUGAUCAAAGCCUUACCACAUAAACUUACGAAAUUAAUUACACAUGAGGUUAAAGAAGUUGUGUAUCCUUUCGGCGAUGUAACGGACCCAGUAACUGGCGAGAAAGUGGCUAAGGAAAAAUACAGAGACGAUAUUGAGAAACAAUCCGAGUUAUAUGGAAAAUUGGACUCUUCAUUUGACUACAGUAAAGCACCUGCAAGAGGUUGGCAAGAAGGAAAGAAAAACUUCACAGAAAAACCGACUUAUACUAAGUUCCAUGUAUUUGAUGAAAAUGAUCCAUAUGCAAUUUAGUUAUUGUAAUAAUUAGU
Hyposmocoma kahamanoa is the source of this 566-nucleotide messenger RNA. It is a transcript of the gene mRpS17, whose product is annotated as 28S ribosomal protein S17, mitochondrial. Gene Ontology annotation, molecular function: structural constituent of ribosome. The record is from RefSeq and is a predicted model, not a curated record. The transcript is spliced from 2 exons. Bases 64 to 549 code for a protein of 161 amino acids. Gene Ontology annotation, cellular component: mitochondrial small ribosomal subunit; ribosome. Lineage: Eukaryota; Metazoa; Arthropoda; Insecta; Lepidoptera; Cosmopterigidae. Gene Ontology annotation, biological process: mitochondrial translation.